GCUUCGUUGCGCUGCGUUAAGUGAAAUCACUGACAUCCGUUGGUACGACCAGGGGCUGCAGCGAUUGAUCAAUGGCGAUUGAAAAUGAGCUCCGAGUGGUGCUCCUUCUGUGCGUCGUAUGGCUGAUGGAGGUGGCCUGCACCCGCAUCAACGUCUCGCCUAUCAUCGGUCAGAUAGCCGGGGGGCUGGUGGUGGGCCCAGCUCUCUUGGAUCUCAUACCGCAUGUGGAGGCGUUCAAACUGUUGGGAAAGCUAGGCGUGAUGAUUCUGGUGGUCGAAUCGGGGCUAGCCGUGGAUAUUCAAGAUAUUCGCCGAUUUGGGGCGAGGGCUUCGCUGGCAGCGGCAACUGGCGUACUGCUACCGACUGUGCUUAGCUUCGCGCUGUAUUCAGGGGUUCUCGGGGCGGGCUGGAAGGCGGCCUUAGCCGUGGGAGCUGCGCUCUCCCCCACCAGCCUAGGGUUCAGCGCCCAGCUUCUUGGCGAGGUCGGGCAGCUCACGACACCGAUAGGUCAGCUGAUCUGCACGGCGGCCGUGAUCGACGACGUGCUGUCUCUGCUCCUCCUCGCUGAGGUGCAAGCACUUGCCGACGAGAACCCCAAGUGGCACGACUACGCCGUGCCGGUGUUGGCCUCGGUGGGGUCAGUCUUGAUCGGCGGCCUCGCGGCGGUCUACAUCAGUUCUAAAACCGAGCCGCUCGGCGCGUGGCUUUCCUCCCUCAACAAAAAAAGCAGCAGCAACGAUAACGGGCGCCUUUCGUCGUCCCCAGCACGCCGAGCGGAGGUAGCGACGGGGACGGCGCGACAAGGAGAACAGGACCUCUCGCCUUCUGUCUAUCGCUCUCCUCCGGUUGUCGAUGAACCGGCCGCCGCUGUCGACCGGGGCCAAACACUGGUGGACACGACGACGGUACCGCUAGAACCGGGUGUGUUUAGCACUCCCGCCGCCGUUGCGGUGUCACCCACGCUGUACGGUGGUGAUGCUGGCCGACAAGGCGAUGCGAGUUCCGUGAGGAGAGGAGAUCGAGCCCUGCUCACGAUGGUCUUGGCGUUUUCUCUGGUGUUUGCCUAUCUGUCGUCCCUGGUGGGCAGUUCGGACCUCCUAGGGUGCUUCCUGGGCGGCUUGGCAUUUUCAGGCGUGCCCGGCGUCCAGACGAUUUGGGCACGGCAGAUGAAGCGGUACUCUCAGUGGGGGGCAAGGCUCUUCUUCUCUGCGACGGUCGCGUUCAGCGUGCCGUCCGUCUACAAAGACGGCGGCCUUCUCAGAGUCAAACCGUUCUGGAAGGGUCUUAUCCUUACGGUGGCCGCGAUUGUCGGAAAGGUCGUCGUGGGCUUCUACGCGGGACCCCCGUUAACACUCUCUGGGUUCCUGAAGCUGGGCUGGGCUAUGAACGGGAGGGGGGAGUUUUCGUUCUUCAUUGCCCAGGAGGCGAGCGACGAGGGGAUCUUGACGACCGGGGACUACUCGGCGGUGGUUUGGGCACUGCUAUUGAGCUCCAUCGCGGCCCCUGUGUUCUUCAGAAGGGUCCUGGCCAAGGAUAACGAUGAUGUGAAUGAUGCCCACAGCAAUCAUCGCCGAAAAAAGAACGGCGAACAAGAGUUGGCGGGGGGGAGCAGUACGACUGCCGUGCGAUAG
Ectocarpus siliculosus is the source of this 1631-nucleotide messenger RNA. The record is from the annotation of a GenBank genome assembly. NCBI's taxonomy places the organism in Eukaryota, Phaeophyceae, Ectocarpales, Ectocarpaceae.